GCAAAAGCAGCGGGAAAGCCUCACCAAGGCCGCCGCCAGCGCUGCCAGUGCCGCCACAGCGGCCGCCGCUGAGGCGGAGGAAUACGCAGGCAUCGCCAAGGCCAAGAAGGCCGAAGCCGACAAGGCGGAGAAGCACUCCGCGUCCAAGGUUACUAAGGCGAAGGAGCUGGAGGACAAAGCUAAGGCAAAAGAGGAAGAGGCUAAGAAGGCCGCGAAAGAGGCUGCAGAUGCCCGGGAGGAGGCCAAAAAGGCCCGCGACGAUGCAGAGGUGAAGGAGUCGUUCUACCAGGAGGCGGCUUCGGAUCACCGGAACAAGAUCGCGGCAGCCGAGAAG
Molecule: messenger RNA, 334 nt
Organism: Symbiodinium necroappetens
Lineage: Eukaryota; Dinophyceae; Suessiales; Symbiodiniaceae
Source: the annotation of a GenBank genome assembly